Acanthopagrus latus (yellowfin seabream) is the source of this 6970-nucleotide messenger RNA. RefSeq names its product FYVE and coiled-coil domain autophagy adaptor 1a (gene fyco1a). Lineage: Eukaryota; Metazoa; Chordata; Actinopteri; Spariformes; Sparidae. The transcript has 18 exons. Gene Ontology annotation, cellular component: lysosome; autophagosome; late endosome. Gene Ontology annotation, biological process: plus-end-directed vesicle transport along microtubule; positive regulation of autophagosome maturation. Bases 215 to 4759 code for a protein of 1514 amino acids. The record is from RefSeq and is a predicted model, not a curated record. Gene Ontology annotation, molecular function: metal ion binding.
GUAAUUCUUUCACCAGCAACUAUUUAGAAGCAUGUUAGAGCAUCUAAAUUAUCGCUUGUCGGUGAUGUCACGGUUAUUUUCAAAAUGUCAGUCAAAAGAACACUGAGACAAAGCUAAAUAUAAUCGUCCCGGAGACAGCUACAAACUACCAAAGUCGUCUCAGACUGGAUGUGACCCUGUGACCCCUGGUUGCCAGGGAGAGAGCGGUGGGGCCAUGGCUGUUGGGGCUUCGGUCGGGGAGAGCCAACUCCAGAGGAUUAUCCGAGAUCUGCAUGAGGCCGUUGCAGAGCUUGCGAGGGAGUAUCGGGAAAGCGGGGAGCCAAUCACAGAUGACAGUACCAACCUGCACAAAUUCUCCUACAAACUGGAGUACCUGCUACAGUUUGACCAGAAGGAGAAAACCACAUUUCUUGGAACAAAGAAGGAUUAUUGGGAUUACUUCAAUGACUGUCUGGCUAAGAUCAAAGGAGCCAAUGAUGGGAUCCGUUUUGUCAAAUGCAUCACUGAGCUGAAGACCUCUCUGGGGAAAGGACGGGCAUUUAUCCGCUACUCACUCGUACAUCAGCGGCUGGCUGACACCUUGCAGCAGUGCCUUAUGAACCAGAGAGUCACCAGUGACUGGUACUAUGCAAGAAGCCCCUUCUUGAAGCCCCACCUCAGUGUUGACAUAGUCAGCCACCUGUAUGAACUCAACGAGGUCCAGUUUGAUGUCGCUUCCAGAGGUCACGAUCUUGAUGCCUCCUGGCCAACUUUUGCAAGGAGAACACUGACAAACUCGCCUGGCCACAUGUGGAAACCACCCAGUCGCAGUUCCAGUAUUAACAGUCUAGCCAGCACCUACUCACAGCAAGCAGCUGAGUUCCCAUCCAGUCCUGACUAUGGUCAGGGACUGCUGAAUGACCUGAAUGAGUCCCUCCCUGCCUGCAGAGAAGAUUCGAGCACAGCUGAAGACCUUCGCCUGGAGCUGGACCAGUCAGAGCUGAAGCAGCGAGGGCUCCUAGACAAGGUGCAGCAGCUGGGUGAAGAGGGAGCUGAGCUCAGGGGAGUCAUUGUAGAGCUCCAGAGACAGCUGGAUAUGUCCCUUUCUGCCCAAGAGGAGCAGCGGGGUUUGCAGGGAGAAAUGAAGUCUCUGCGGGAGAGGGAGGAGGCACUGUCCAGAGAGGUGGAAGUGCUUAGAAAUGGGGAGAAAGCUAGGGAGUCUGAACAACAGCUGCUCCAGGAAAAGCUGGCAGUUGCUGAGGGUAAGAACAUAGAGCUCCUUGCCAAGUUGGACGGGGUUCUGGAUGAGAAAGGCCAGCAGGCAGCCAAUUACUUUGAUUCAGCUCAAAAGAUACACGAAUUGUUGGACAGAUUGAAAGAGGCAGAGAAAGGGAAGAUGGAAGCUGCAGCCGAGGUAGAGGAGAAGAAGAGGCAGACAGAGAGGCUAGAGGAGGAGCUGAGAGUCAAGGAGGCAGCUGCGAAGGAGAGUGAAACAAAACUGGGAGCAUUAGCUGCAUCUACAUGUGAGGAGAAGGCCAAGUUGGAGGAGAAAGUUGAGGAGCAGUGCAGUGCCCUUGAUAAGCUGCAGGGGGCCUUGACAGUGAGAGAGAAGGAGGCGAGCAACCUGCAAAGACAGCUGCAGGACCUCCAAAGAUCUCUGGAAGAGAAAGAGGAAGAGUUGGAGGAGGUGAAGAGGAGGGCACACCAAGAUAAAGAUGAACUGCAGAAGAACGCUGGUUGCUUAAAGGAGUCUUUAGAAGCAGAAAUUGCUGCCCUUCAGGAGCAGCUUAAGAAGAAAGAGGCAGAACUUACCUCCAGCAGCAAGACACUACAACAGCUCGAAACCAAGAACCAAAGCCUGACCAAAGAGAAGGACAAACUGGCUGCUAGCGUUGUUGAGCUCGAGGGUAGCAUCAAGGAACAAGCACUGAAGAUAGAAGACUACAAGACACAGUGUGCCAACAUGAUGGAACUAAAUGAGAAACUGCUGACCACAGUGAAGCGAAAUGAGGAGCUGAAGAAAGAGAUGGCAGAAAACAGAACAGGGCUUGAAACCGAGUUAGCAUCUCUACGGGCUUCUGAGAAACAGCUUCGAGGCCAGCUGGAUGACACCAAGAUGACGGUGGAUGAAAAAGAGAGGCACUUGCGCGAGGAGAACCGCAAGCUGGAUGAGAGUCUGCAGCGAGCCACCAUGGCCGCAAAGCUCUCAGAUGCCACGUCAAAGAGGCUUGAGCAGGAGAACCAGAGUCUGAGGGAGGAGCAGGACACUGUGAAAGCAGCUCUCAGCCGCAUGCAAGCUGACCUGAAGAGCGUUCAUGGGCAGAUUGGGGAGUUGGAGAAGAACUUGGGAGCUUCACGCAAGAGUGAAGCAAGCCUCCAGGAACAGCUCCAAGCCAAAGAGGCCCAGUUGGAGAGUAAAGAAAAGGACCUUGUUGAGCUGCAGUCCAUGUUAAAAGCUCUGGAGGCCAGGGAGAAGGAGCUUGAGAUUGCCAAAGCUGAUGCAGAAGCUACCUGUGCUAAACAGACGGAGGUGAUUGAAAGGGUCACCUGUGAGAAGCAAACAAUGGAGAAAUCUCAGCUGGAGAGGAGUGCGGUCCAAGCACAGGAGAGCCAGGAGGUGAAAGGCAAACUGACUAUGAUUGAGGGCCAGUUAGAGGUGAGCAUGAAAGACGUGUCCAGGCUGCAGGCAGAGAUCCUGGACCUCAAGGUGCAGGUGAGGAGGGCUGAAGAGGAAAAGUUAAAAUCUCAAGCACAGCUGGAAGUGACUGAGGCCCAAAGAGAUGAGCUCAGGACUCUGACCGAGCAGCUUAAAGCCCAGACGGAGGCACUGAAUCAGAGGCAUGUAACAGAGCUCAUGGAGUGCAAAAAGAAAGAAGAGGCGCUGACCGAACAGCGUGACAGAGAGGUAGCUGCCCAUGCCGAGUUGGCCAUCUCAGCGGCUGCAAUCCGAGAAGAGCUGUCCACCCUCAAAGCACAAAAUGACAGACUAACCUCGGAGAAUGGCGAGAUACGUGAGGGCCUGCACAGAGCUAACACAGAGAUGGCGGAGCUGGGGAUGACCAUCUGUAAGCUGAGUGCAGAAAAGCAGGAGAUCAGAGAGCACUGGGAAGGGGACAAUCUCAGGAUCGAAGAGCUGGAGAAAGAGGUGGAGCGUAUAGAGGAGGGCAUGGCAGAACUACGGAUGGAGAACACCAAGCUAAGAGAGGAGCUGAAACAAAAGGAGGAACUUCCUAAGACUAUCACAGAGCUCAAGGAGCAGCUGGAGAAGACCAAGAACCAAAUGCAGAGCGCCAAGUGUUCUAGCCGUGAGGAGGCGGAGGCCAUCAAGUUCCAAAUGAGUUCAGAGAGCAUGAAUCACCAGGUCCAGAUGAAGAGUGUGAAUGAGCAGCUGGACAAGGUGAAAGCCCAGCUGCAGGAGGAGCUGAAGAAUGUGUCCAGCUUGCAGGCCAGAGUGUCUGAACUUGAGGAUGUCAAUGAGCAGUACCUGAAGCUAACUGGCGAAAAAGAUGCUCACAUCACAAAGACUGAAACCUCUAUCCGUGAGAGUGAGAGCGAGAUUCAGCGCCUGAGAGAUGCAGUAACCAGUGCUGAAGAUGCACAUUUGGCUGUGCAAAAGGUCUGCGAGGAGCUGAAGGAGAAACUCGGCACAUCAGAAGCAGACAAACAAAGCCAGUGCCUGAAGAUGACUGCGGAGAUCGAUGACCUCAACAGAACCAAGACGAACCUUGAAGAGCGGCUCAUCGAGCUUAUAAGGGACAAAGAUGCUUUGUGGCAGAAGUCGGACGCUCUGGAGUUUGAGCAGAAACUGCGAGCCGAGGAGCGCUGGUGGUUAGUGGAUAAGGAGGCCACGCACUGCCUCGGCUGCCAGGGCCAGUUCACCUGGUGGCUGCGAAGACAUCACUGCAGGCUUUGCGGUCGCAUCUUCUGCUACUACUGCAGCAAUAACUUUGUAAUGACCAAGCACAGCGGGAAGAAGGAGCGCUGCUGCAGGGACUGUUACACCCAACACAGCGCAGUGGUGGAGAGGUUCACCGAGGCAGAGCUGAGUCCUUCAGACACUCAGCCUCCUCCACCUGGAGCUGGACCUCAGCCACCUCCUGAACCAGCCCCAUAUAAACCCACACCCAGGGUAACAGUUUCAGACCCCAGCAACAGAUCUGAUGACGGAGCCUUUGACAUCAUCACAGAAGAAGAAGUAAAUGGGGUCUACGACAGUGACACCACCUCCCAGACCACAGGAGGCUCCCUGGAGGGAGAGCGAGACCGACGGCCCCUGGGGGCAAUGGAUUUAGGUACCGGAGAUGUAACCCCUGAUGACCCUGAGGAGCAUGUUCCUACUGUUCAGGAUUCAGAAAUCAACCUGCUCAAAUCAGGAGAAGUCACGAUGGCUGUCCCUCUCAGCAUCGAUGACAUUUCUCAGUUUGGCGACGGUUCCAGGGAACUCUUCAUCAAGUCCAGCUGUUACAGUGUGAUCACUGUUGCUGUGGGUGACUGCGGGCCAACAAUCAGCUGGAUGUUCUCCUCAGAGCCGAAGAGCAUCUCCUUUAGUGUGGUGUUCAGGGAGUCCGCUGACACUCAGAUGGAACAGUCGAAGGUCCUGAUUCCUCUCACUCGUUGCAGUUCCCAUAAAGAGACAAUUCAGGGGCAGCUGAAAGUGCGACACCCUGGCCUCUACACACUCAUCUUUGACAACUCCUUCUCACGGUUUAUCUCCAAGAAAGUCUUCUACCAUCUGACCAUGGAGAAGCCCAUAAUCUAUGACGGAAGUGACUUUCCCUGAAGCCGGAUGACACUCACUCCCGCAGAGAUGUCAGCGUGAUGUCACAAAGACAUCAUCACGAUGUUGCUACUGGAGAGAUGGCGCUUCAGUGACUGUUUCUGAUUGAAUUGACUUUUUGCUCUUUUGUUCCCCAAACCUGUUUUAGCCAAGUGUUUUAUGUUUUCAAAAACAUUUUUUGUUUUAUUUUUACUCUGUUCUGAGGUGUGCUCAUGUUUUAACUGUGGCCUAAUUGAAGUGUUGUCAGUCGGAUGGAAAUGGUUUUUAGAGUAGAAGAAGAAAUGUUAAUGCAAGUUUUAGCAUACUUUUCUUUUUAAAAAUACCAAGUAGUAUACUUUACUUCAGCUUUUUUUUUUAGCUAGACAAAUGUGGAAUUUUGUUAUUUAUUUCUGUAAUUUUUGUCUGUCUUACUUUUUGGUUUGGCCUCUCUUUUCCCAAAUAUACUGUUACAUUAGGGAAUGCAGAUUUUUGCAACAAUAGCAACACUAUCAGUAUGAAAUAUGAUAAAAGACUGUCAUCAAAUGAUAAAUAUAUAUCAGAAAAAAGAUAAAUCUGUAAAGACCCAGGAAAGAUUUUUUUACAUUUGCAAAACCAUGGCCAGUUAAAAAGGCUUCAAGUGUUUUUAAAUCAGAUGCCCAAAUCUAUAUUUUGGCCAUUUCUAGAUUGUAUCUAGAUUGAUUCUAAGAAGACUAGACAGCUCAACAAAAAAAACAAAUACAUGACAUGCUAUUCAAAUCUGAAUCUCAGUCUGGACACCCGCUCAUCAGAUUUCAAAGCAUUUUUUGUCUCACUGGCAGUGUGACACACAACAGCGACGUUAAAUCCAGAGAGACGGAAGUGCAUCAGAGUACUCAAGUAGAGCACAGCCUGCCACUUGCAGAGCAGUGUGUAAGACAACACAGAGAACAACAAUCUGAAAUAAACUCUGUGGCGGUUUUCGAGAGCAAGAUGACUGAUCUUCAGAUUGUAAAGCUUCAUCACCAGUGUACGGAGUUACUGACGCCUACAUUGUGACCAUAGCAAACCUGUUCAGAUAUGUCGGUGUUGUCUCGACAUAAAGAUCUGAUCUGAUCUGAUCACUUGCAAAUAACAGUAUGCUCCCCAAAUAUUCCAGAUCUGUUUUGAGAAAGAAAUCGAUUUGCCUGCUGUGUGAACAAAGCAUACGUUUGCACUUUGCCAGUGCAGGAAGGAAACAAAGUAGUGAAUAGGUACUGGCCUGGAAAAAUACACUUUCCGUUUGAGAAUUAAGCAUGUGCACUAUGUGCAAAUCUCAGGAUUGGGGCAUGCAAUUGUCCCCCAGUAGUAGCAUGUCCUAAUGUUAUGUUUUUGGAAAAGUAAAAGAGAAUAGAAACACUCUCGGCUCAAAGAGACCAACAAACCAGCUUUAUAGGAUCUAAUGAAAGAGAGUACCCGAUCUUCCACAGGCUGAAUUGAUGUGUCAUUAUAAUGAUAUUCAGUUAAAUCUAACACUGACUGCCAGCUUAUGGGCUGUUCUACUUCCAAAGUGCCUGUUAACUCCUAUAGCCAGGAUUAGUUUGCUUCUAUAACUAAAUAUUUUACACAGAACACAGCAGCUUGUAUAAACUGGUAAUAUUCUGUGACAACUUAAUUCUGUUGGCUUUUAAAUCACACUAUGCGCAAUAUCACAGUUUUAUCAGUUGAAAGGAUUUUUCAGUUUGUAUUUCAUUUUUAAUCUCUUCAUGUCAUUUGUUAGUACUCUCAGUGAUCGGAUGGGUUUGAACAUUGUGCGCUGUUUGUUGUGUUUUUUUUAUAGCAAAGCAAUAAGAAUUAGCAAGCUUGAUCAUGUGGGACAAAACCAUUCACUACUUAAUGAUACAAAGGCUUAUCUCUACGCUGCAUUUGUAGAGGUUUUAACGUUUCACACGCAGAUAUCUUUUAUAUUUUUGAUGGGUGUAAAUUGGUGCAAUUUGUAUGCAAAGCCUCAUAUUUUCUCUACAGAGAUGCACUUUGUGAUACUGAUUUUAUAAAUUCUUACAAGCAAUAUUAAAUCUGUUGAGUUUACAUGAUCUUUGUCAAAGAAUUCACACAGGGACAGAUUUUUUUUUUUUUUCUACUUGCUGUUUUUUUGAAGGAUCUUUUUGGAAGUGUAAAUUGCACAUGAAUCAUCGCUACAAGCGCUCAAUAAUAGAACUGUAAAACAUCCAGUAAACAUGAAUAAAACGUGAGAGCAGCAAUGCCUCCAACAUUCGAUAA